AUGAACAUCAAGACCAUCCUAGCCCUGUGCGCCAUGGCCAGCUUGGCCACAGCAGCCCCAGCAGAAGACCUGGAAAAGAGGGAUGCUUGCGCGGGCAAGAACCGAUUCUGCUGCGAGGCCUUUUUCCCUGUCAACAUCCUCUUCAUUCGUGCGGUCGGGUUCAACUGCAAAGCCAAGAAUGGGAACUGCCCCACGGGAAAAACCGAGUAUUGUUGCACCAGCAAUCUUCCUCUUAGUAAUGGAAAUCUUGCUUGUACCAAACUGUAA
Molecule: messenger RNA, 267 nt
Organism: Aspergillus pseudotamarii
Lineage: Eukaryota; Fungi; Ascomycota; Eurotiomycetes; Eurotiales; Aspergillaceae
Exons: 3
Coding region: 1-267 (88 amino acids)
Source: RefSeq, a predicted model, not a curated record